AUGUCUCUCAUUGAGGUGGAGAGGAAGUUCCAGCGUCUUGCUGUCAAAGAUUUAAUGCUUGAUGGGGGGAUACCGCCGUUUCGGAGUCUGAAGUACUGUGGCAAACAAAAGAUUCACGAUAUCUAUUACGACAAGGCAGAUAUGCUUUCUUCCUGUGGUCUCUGGGUACGCCAAAGGAAUAAUCACUGGGAAGCAAAAAUCAAGAGGGGCGGUAAUUACAUCAAUUCCAAAUUUGAGGAACUUUCUUCCCCGGUCAGCAUUGCUCGUCGCUUGGAAGAAUUGACCGGCAUUCGGGCAAGUGGUCAUCAAAAUUUCGGACUCCAACCAAUGGCCUCCUUUACUACGCUGCGCGAGAGCUGGCAAGCGGACGAAAAGUUUACUAUUGUGCAGGAUGUCAUGGACUUUGGUCAUACAGUGGGUGAAGUAGAACUUCAAUGUCGUCUGGACAGUUCGGGUUCCGGCUCCGAGGCCUGUCGUGAUGCUAAGAUGGCGCAAAUGGACGCGGAAAUUGUGGCUUUCAUGAAGCGCUACCUUUGGGCGUUUAUCCUGGGCGUCCCGAAGGGAAAGUUGACAGCUUACUUCGAGAGGACCCGGUCUAAGUGA
Aspergillus melleus is the source of this 603-nucleotide messenger RNA. Its product is annotated as thiamine-triphosphatase. The record is from RefSeq and is a predicted model, not a curated record. Lineage: Eukaryota; Fungi; Ascomycota; Eurotiomycetes; Eurotiales; Aspergillaceae. The transcript has a single exon. Gene Ontology annotation, biological process: thiamine diphosphate metabolic process; dephosphorylation; thiamine metabolic process. Bases 1 to 603 code for a protein of 200 amino acids. Gene Ontology annotation, molecular function: magnesium ion binding; thiamine triphosphate phosphatase activity.